Dentiscutata erythropus is the source of this 930-nucleotide messenger RNA. NCBI's taxonomy places the organism in Eukaryota, Fungi, Glomeromycota, Glomeromycetes, Diversisporales, Gigasporaceae. The record is from the annotation of a GenBank genome assembly.
AUGUCAUCUCUAGACGAGCCAACCGAAAAUUAUUGGCAUGGAGAUUGUAUAUUUUAUGAUAAUGGCGAUCUUGUAGUAGAAGCAUUUACACCUAGAAAUAAUGACCUAAAUAUUCUUAAAUUUUCAGUUAAAAAUUUAAGCAAUGACAAUGACAGUUGGAAGGUUAAUCAUUCGAUUUUCAUAGAACCUACGAAUUUCGUGUGGAAUCAUUUUACAAAUGAAAAUGAUAAAAUUGACAGCAAUAUAGAUGAAAAAGGACAGACAUAUGAAUCUAAAAAUUUAUUAGUAAAAUGGAUCGUAACACAAAUCAUAGACACACAAGAUAUUGACGCACAAGGCAAAGUCAGCAAAUUAACUGUAGUAAUAGAGGCCAAGAAAGCUACGAAAUUUGAUCCUUCUGAGGAGGAUUGGGAAUCUGUAGAUAAAUGUGAAAUCAAUGCAGACCUUCUAAGCGAUCAAAACCAGAACUAUGUUUAUAAAUGUGAAUUAUUGGAUAAUGGAGAUUUAGCAAUGAUUACAUCUAUCGGCUUAAUAAUUUUGACAAUUUUGAAAAUUAAACCAAAAGAUAAAAUUAAAUUGCGAUAUUAUAGAGGAUCUGGAUUCCCUUUUAAUCAAAAAUAUAUAGAUUAUAUAAAGAAAAAACAACGAGAUAUACUAGAUAAAGAAGACAAAAAUCACUAUAAACUAUUUAUUGCAAAUAAAAAAUACAUCAGUAGAUUACUUGAUAAUAUAAAAGAACGUCCCUUACUAUGGCCAGAUUUUAAAACAAUUACUCGUUAUCGUGAAAACAAAGAUUUAAAUAAGCUUGCAAAAGUAAAAUCCGAAAAUGAAGACAAUAUGAGUGAAGAAAACACAAUUGAAGAAUUAAAAAAAUAUUUUAGUAACGAAAUUGAAAAAUUAAAAACUGAGUUAAAGGGAGUUGAUGUUUAA